AUGGCGCCUCGUAAUGAGCGAAGCUCGUUGAAGCGUCGACGGGAAAGCGAAGACCAGCCAGAGGUCGCAAAGUCACAAAAGCCGCGACGUUCAGAACGAUUGGCCUCCCAGACCGAAACAACAACCGUCGCCAAAACCCCGGUCAAGAAUACCUAUCUUCCAACGCCUUUGACACACCAUGAUUCUACAGCCACGGAUAUACAAAAAGCCGUAACCAUCACCCCCGAGGGGCACCGUAUCGCGAGUCCGGAAGACAGCUUGCCAGUCUUUUCGUCUCCUCCCGGUGACACACAAGCGCUUUCUCAAUUCGUCUACCCGCCGCGAGCGUUCGCAGACGAUGUAGAAGAUGAAGCUGCGGAAGGUGUCUGGGGUUAUCUGAUUCCUCUGGAUGAUAAGGCUGGACAUGCUCUGGUGCUGAAGAAAAGGAAUAGCUGUGACAACGGCUCGUGCGGCCAGACUGACAGAGAAGCAACAAGUUCACCCAGCCGAACCUCGAAGAAGCAGUCAAAAACUCCCAAGAAGCUAGACUCUUCCAAAUCGCCGGCCUAUCCCCCAGGUGGCUAUCUGAUUGGACGUCACCCUGAAUGCGAUCUUGUUUUAGAAAUCCCAACCAUCUCCAAUCGACAUUGUUUAAUCUUCAAUGAAACACAAAACGGAGACGUCGUUGCUAUUAUUGAAGAUCUCUCCAGCAAUGGAACCUUUGUCAAUGAGGCUAUCUUGGGUCGUAAUAAGAACCGGGAGCUUGAGGAUGGCGAUGAGGUUACAAUCAUUGACGAGGCCCGGUUUGUGUUCCGGUACCCACGGACAAGGGAUACCAGUGGAUUCCGACAGCAGUACAGAAUCCUCCAGCAACUUGGGAAGGGUCAUUUUGCAACAGUAUACCUUUGCGUGGAGCGCGCUACCGGGAAGAAAUUUGCCGUCAAAGUGUUUGAAAGGCGCCAAAGCGAGUCGCAAAAGUCACAAGCCGAAGCUCUUCAGCAAGAAAUUGCGCUGUUGAUGAGUGUGAACCACCCGAACGUUUUGUGUUUAAAAGAUACAUUUGAUGAGCGCGACGGUGCCUACUUGGUCCUGGAACUUGCCCCCGAGGGUGAGCUCUUCAACUACAUUGUGAGAAAGCAGAAGUUAUCCGAGAAUCAGACUCGUAAAGUAUUUCUUCAACUGUUCAAUGGUUUGAAGUACCUGCAUGAUCGCGGCAUUGUGCAUCGUGAUAUCAAACCCGAAAACAUUCUUCUUGCAGACAAGAAUCUCCACGUGAAGUUGGCAGACUUUGGUCUAGCCAAGAUCAUUGGAGAAGAUUCCUUUACCACUACAUUAUGUGGGACGCCGAGUUAUGUCGCACCCGAGAUUUUGGAAGAGUCCCGGCACCGACGAUACACCAAGGCCGUUGAUAUUUGGUCCCUAGGCGUGGUGCUUUACAUCUGCCUCUGUGGAUUCCCACCUUUCUCCGAUGAGCUCUGUACUCCAGAAAACCCGUACAAUCUGGCCCAACAGAUCAGAAUGGGCCGAUUCGACUACCCCUCCCCUUAUUGGGAUUCCGUCCCGGACAUUGCCUUGGAUCUAAUCGAUCGAAUGCUCACUGUGAACGUUGACAAGCGUAUCACGGUAGACGAGUGUCUCGAACACCCUUGGCUAACUGGCAAGUUCCCAAGCAUUGCUGACAGCACAGACGGCUUGACUGGCGCCAUGGACCAACUUGAUUUCUCGAGGAGGAAAGUUGAACGUGAACGGACACUACUCAGUUCAGUUGUCGAUGUAGAGGUCCAUGAUGUCGUCCAAGACGACGACGAGGAAGUGAAGGUGUUUCGCAAGAACCCAGCCAACAAACGCUUUCAGAACGGGAAAGAACACCCUGAGCCGGGACCAGCUGCGAACCGACGACCGGCUGAGUUCGUUAACAUGGGUGGCCCCGGAGACCAAGUCUUGUACGAGGACGAGGCAGGCACGCGGUAUCCUUCCAAGGGCCACCUCAAGAAUUAG
Molecule: messenger RNA, 1977 nt
Organism: Talaromyces marneffei
Lineage: Eukaryota; Fungi; Ascomycota; Eurotiomycetes; Eurotiales; Trichocomaceae
Exons: 6
Coding region: 1-1977 (658 amino acids)
Biological process (GO): protein phosphorylation; mitotic DNA damage checkpoint signaling
Cellular component (GO): nucleus
Molecular function (GO): protein serine/threonine kinase activity; protein binding; ATP binding
Source: RefSeq, a predicted model, not a curated record